This is a messenger RNA of Colletotrichum gloeosporioides, 1683 nucleotides long. RefSeq lists its product as uncharacterized. Bases 1 to 1683 code for a protein of 560 amino acids. The transcript has a single exon. The record is from RefSeq and is a predicted model, not a curated record. Lineage: Eukaryota; Fungi; Ascomycota; Sordariomycetes; Glomerellales; Glomerellaceae.
AUGAAUAGACUUCCUCAAGAAAUCAUCGACCACGUCGCCUGGUGGCUGCCGCUCCCUGAAGAAAUCCACUGCCGCAAUGGGAUGCCCUCGUCGCCAAUCCGACCCAGUAUCGCCAGCGUGUCGGAGAGAUUUCGGCACGCCGUCGAGAGGCUCACCUUCCACGAGCUUCACAUCAAGACUUCUGAGCUCAACAAGUUCGACGAGAUAUUGUCAGGUGCCGGCUCUUACCGCCGACGAUUCCUCACACGCCUCAAUGUCGUCGUCGUCCUUCCCGAGUACGGUGACCACAAGGUCCCCACAUACGAGUUCGCUGUCGACAGAUACGCGAACAAUUAUGCUGCGACUAGAGGCAUGCAUCAACUUCUCUACGUCCUCUCCGGCUGGGAGUCGGACCUUCGCCUUGAGUUGACCCUCGAGGCCCAAUCCCCCUCGGACUCAGGAGCUCUCACCAGCAAGCAAUGUUAUCAGCGAUGGAAGGAAAUCGAACAAGGAACACGUCACGGCUUGGGCCACGAAAGAUACGAGUACUCAAUGACUGAGAUUUUUGAUGUCGACAAGAUGCCGUUUGUUCCUUGUGUUCGCACAAUCCAUUUCCACGGACAACGUCAAUGUCGCCAGUUCUCACCAAAAGCUGCUCUCGCACUGGCUACACGAUUCCUACAGGUGCAGACCGUUCGGACGGAGUGGUGUGAGCCAUUUUGGUUCCCGGAUCUGCUGCAGGCGAUGCGGUGCCAGCUGACGGACUCGCUCAACUCAACUCACUUCCCGCCGACUUUGAGUGAAUUGGUGCUCCAACUUUACCCGCCCGUUCGUAUCAGCGGCAAUCUGACCAAAUCACGGAAUCCACAGCCCAAUCGGCUCUGCAGGGUACUACACCAGGCCGUCAAUCAUGUUGCCAACCUCAAGCUUCAUGGCGAAGUUGACCCGUCAUUGUUCUGGCCAUACCAGCCAUCGGAGAAGCCGCAACCAUUUUGGCAGUCAAUGAAGAAACUAGAGAUCACGAUGGAGCAAGACUCGACGUCGACCGAGUGGUAUCAGAGAACCAACUUCAACAAGUGGUCUCAAAAGAUCAUCGCUCGCUACGGCAACGACUACGACAUCGACUUUCCCGUCAACCAUGCUGGGCUUCCCGCUCCUGGACACGGCUCUGUCAGCGAGGCAAAACGCGCGCAUCGUUAUAUCAACACUGUAUUACAGCACGAAAGGACACUCUACGACCUCACAUAUCGUACCCUGGUGGAUGGAGGCUUUAAAGAUGACGAUGAUGACGAUGGCAGCGAUCACGACAACUUCGAGAACAGCAACGAUGCUGACGAGAGCAAAUAUGAACACGAUGACUCCAGAGAGGACGAGAUGCUUGAGUUCUGCGAAGCUAACGAGCCUGCAAUGGCCCGUCUUUUGGAUGCGAUGAUGAAAGCGAUGCUACAGAUGCGUUGCCUCGAGUUUGUGAGACUGGAGGGCUGUCUCGGUGGCAUGUGGUGCUUUGAGUUUUACGCCCCUGGCGUGCCUAGCAAGUACGAUGCAAAGUCUGAGGCAACACCCUCUUAUGCAAGAUUCAUUCUCCCCAAGCGCCACUUCUGGAUUCCAGGCGAAGAAAUUCUGAACGGAUUCCGCAACAUGGCGACGGAGAAGUAUGGUCAACAACCAGCCAUUGUCUGGGUUACACACAUACGGCGUAAUUAG